AGCAUGGAUCAUUGUCCAGCUGAAGACGACAUCCCAGUUACAAAGAGGGAAUAUGAUUACCUGAACCAGAGACACUGUCAGCUUCAGGAGGACUAUGUACACCUGUGUCAGAAGUUUGAGGCACUACAAGCAGAAAAUGUAAAGCUGAAAGAGGAGCUGCAGAAGUCUACAUUUUCCUACACAACUGUCAAGUGCAACAUUGGACAAUUGUUUUUUCUCACCGGACUGACCUCCGUGCUCUUUGAGUGGCUAGUUACAAAAAUAACAGGCAGCUUAGAAAGAAUUAUCCAAAAACUUACACUAGAAGACCACCUGUUGGUUAUAUUGAUGAAAUUAAGGUUGGGUCUAUGUAAUACUGACUUGGCAUAUAGAUUUAAAUUAUCAAAAACCACGAUUUCAAAUAUUUUGCGGAGCUGGGUCCCUGGUAUGGCCUUGGUCCUUAAGCCACUCAUUAAAUGGCCAAGUAAGAGUGCAAUACUUAAAAAUAUGCCAAAAACAUUCAAGCGGAACUUGAAAAACUGCCGGUGCAUAAUAGACUGCACAGAAAUUUUCAUAGCUAGACCCAGUAAUCUGACUGCUAGGGCCCAGACAUGGUCAAAUUAUAAACACAACAACACAAUUAAAUAUUUAAUCGGCAUCACUCCAGCUGGUGCAAUUUCAUUUCUAUCUCCUGGGUGGGGUGGACAGGUUUCACACAAGCAGAUCACAAAAGAGUCAGGUUUCUUAGAACUUUUGGAGCCUGGGGAUGAGGUUUUAGCCAACAGGGGAUUUCUCAUCAGAGACGAGCUUGCAGCUUAUGGUGCAACCCUUCAUAUCCCUCAUUUCACAAAAGGAAAAAAGCAGCUUUCUGCACAGGAAGUUGACACAUCUAGACAACUUUCUCGUGUGAGAAUCCAUGUGGAGCGAGUUAUUGGUCGGUGGAAAAACUUUAAGAUUUUGCAAACAGUUAUUCCAGUGUCGCAGGUUAACAUGCUAGAAGAUGUUGUGACUGUAUGUGGUGCCCUCACAAACCUCUGUAAGAGUGUUGUUUCCAAAUGAGUAACACAUUACCAUGUAUUAGUUUUAACGUGAUUUACAUUUGUAAAACCUAUUUACUGUACAUGAAACAUAAUGCAUUAUAAUAAACCUCCCAACAU
Molecule: messenger RNA, 1136 nt
Organism: Xyrauchen texanus (razorback sucker)
Lineage: Eukaryota; Metazoa; Chordata; Actinopteri; Cypriniformes; Catostomidae
Exons: 2
Coding region: 4-1038 (344 amino acids)
Source: RefSeq, a predicted model, not a curated record